Didymodactylos carnosus is the source of this 648-nucleotide messenger RNA. The record is from the annotation of a GenBank genome assembly. NCBI's taxonomy places the organism in Eukaryota, Metazoa, Rotifera, Eurotatoria, Philodinida, Philodinidae.
AUGAUGUUAACAACAACACUUUUACCGUCUGUGGCUCACUUGUGUCAACAUGCAUUUAUCAGAUCGUGGUUUGGAAAAACACAACCAUUUAUUAUUUAUGCAACUAUAACAGCAUUGCCAUGCAGUGCAAAAUCUGCCGCAUUGGUUGAUAUUGAAAAAUGGAAACAAAUAAAACCUGAAGAUUCUCAUCUUAAUUGUUCGGCGUCAAUCGAAAGUUUAUUAGCCGAAUUAAAGAAGCAUAAAUCGAUCAUACAAAUUUUCGAUGAAAUGAAUACAUUUAUAUCGUCGAUGGGUUUAUACAAAAAUGAAAAGGCUGCCUAUGAUCGUGCCUAUUUUUGUAUGCUAUUUAAUGGUGAAUCAUAUGUUAGAAGACAAACCUGUGGUGCAUCAACUGAAUUACAAAACACACGUCUUAAUAUUGUUUGUUGUGAACAGCCGUUAACUACCAUUAAUUCAAUCAGUGAAGACAUAUCAAUGUUGGUUACACAAGAUGAUCUAUUCGUUCGGUGUUUUUAUUGUCUGUGCUCCGUUGUCACGUGCACUGUGAGUGAUUUUAAACCGAUUGAUAUUAAUGUUCCAACAUUGUCUCAUUUGUUUUAUGCUAUCGAUCGUUUACAUGCUGAUCAGAGUCGUGGGGGUAAAUAUUAA